AUGAACCUCGCCCUGCAGCAAACAGGACUGAUGUUUCUACGAAGCGCUAUUGAGAGGAUUCUCUCCGAUCGCGACAUCAGGAAAAAGGAGAAUUUGCAGCUGAAAAAAGCCUGUGAAAAUGUUCUUGAGGAACUGAAAGCAGAAAGUGCUUAUGCUCCCGGUGAAAAUAAUAAUGGUGUGGUUCUGCCAGAUAAAGAGCGAAUAGUCGAGGCUGAUCGUUAUUUUCUGCCGUUCGAAUUGGCAUGUAAAUCUAGAAGUCCAAAAAUCGUCAUCACGUCACUUGACUGCUUACAAAAAUUAAUAGCCUAUGGACACCUUACGGGACGUGGUGCGGAUUCAUCGAAUCCUGAGCGCAAGCUCAUUGAUCGUAUUGUGGAAGCCAUUUGUUCUUCGUUCGUGGGGCAAGGCACUGAUGAAGCUGUUUUGUUACAAAUAAUUAAGGCCAUCCUGGCGGUAAUUUUAACAAACAAUUGCGAAGUUCACGAAGGUUCGCUUCUUCUUGCUGUUCGGACAUGCUUCACUAUUUUCCUCGCGACGAAGAGUCCAAUCAAUCAGUCCACAGCAAAGGGAACUCUCACCCAGGUUAUCAACGCUGUGUUCGCCAAUAUGGAGCGCGUUGGCAACACGAAGGACGACACUGUCGUCGUUAGCGAAGUCGUCGAAUUUCUUGUCACAUCGGCGACUUCUCUUGCACUCGAAUCUAGUGAUGAUGGUGAAACUAGGAGUAUCCGAGGUGCAGGUGCUUCAACUAUCUGGGGCGAUACCGAAGCAAAUCCUCCCGAAGAUCACAUCACUUUUCCCAACGUCGAGCAGAAGGAUGCCUUCCUAGUUUUCCGCGCCUUAUGUGUACUUGCGCAAAAGGAAGAAGGCGAUGUCAACGAUCCACGGAAUACUCAUCUGAACUCAAAGAUGCUGGCUUUAGAAAUGUUAUUAUUGGUCCUGCAAAAUUCGUCAACGGUAUUACAAAACGCUCAGCCAUUCGUCCUGUUAAUCAAGAAAUCCCUUUGCGUUGCACUUUCUCGGAACGCUGUUUCUUCAAACGUGAAGGUCUUCUUCAAGGAAAUAAUCAUAUCAAUGCUCGAAUCAUCGUCAUGCUCAUUUGAACACAAAUGGAUUGUGCUCCAUACUAUUGGUAAUGUUUGUUGGUGUUUGAGUGCCUUCAUACUUGCUCCAAACGUGCGUUUUGGGCGAUGCGCCAACUCCGCACCGCCGAUCGUAGGGCCCCUUUCAACUCUUGACUUGUUCCGUACCUUCGCUGUUGAUUUGAGAUUGUUUUCGGAUUGA
Molecule: messenger RNA, 1284 nt
Organism: Ostertagia ostertagi
Lineage: Eukaryota; Metazoa; Nematoda; Chromadorea; Rhabditida; Trichostrongylidae
Source: the annotation of a GenBank genome assembly